AUGUCUUCAAUAUCAAAAGUUUUAUGUUUACCAGGUUAUUUACAAAGUGGUGCAACAUUUGCUAGAAAAUCAUCUGGUUUACGUAAAGUUUUAUCCAAGAAAUUAAAUAUUCAAUUAGAUUAUAUAAGUCCCUGUCAUAAGAUCAAUUCAAAACAUGAACUAGGAUUUCCAUUAGCUUCAACAGAAGAAGAAAGUGAUAAAGUAUGGGAUCAAGUAGUUGAAAAUGAAAAUAAUGUUAGGUGGUUUGCCCAUUUAGGUCCAAAUGACAACAAAGGUUUAAGUCAAUCAAUCGAUCAUAUUAUAGACUACAUUGACAAGAAUGGUCCAUAUGAUGGAAUAAUAGGUUUUUCUCAAGGUGCUGCAAUGGCAGUGAUGAUUACAAAUUGUAUAAAGAACAAGUUACCAGCACACCCAGAUUUUAAAAUAAGUAUGUUUGUAUCUGGGUUCGUGUUAACGGAAGCUAAAAACGGUGAUAAUUCUGCAACUAAUAGAGAAAAGAUUAAUAGUCUAAGUAAUCUAAACCAAUAUUGCGAUGAUGUUAAAAUUUCGGAAGAACCAGCUAAAUUUUUAAUAGAUCCUAAAACAAAUGAAAGUUAUGGUAAAGUAUUAAAUACUGAAAUCAUACUAGUUUAUGGCAAAAAUGAUGCAAUUGUAACUCCAGUUAGAUCGGAGUAUAUAACAACAUUAUAUAAUUCUAAAAAUAUUCAUGUUUUUCCUCAUGAUGGUGCUCAUUUAGUUCCAAAUGAUAAAAAAUUUGUUGGACCUAUAUCUGAAUUGUUUGAUCAAAAGGUCAAUCAUGGCAAAUUAUAG
Lodderomyces jiufengensis is the source of this 810-nucleotide messenger RNA. Its product is annotated as putative serine hydrolase. Gene Ontology annotation, cellular component: cytoplasm; nucleus. The record is from RefSeq and is a predicted model, not a curated record. Lineage: Eukaryota; Fungi; Ascomycota; Pichiomycetes; Serinales; Debaryomycetaceae. The transcript has a single exon. The coding region runs from base 1 to 810 and encodes 269 amino acids.